Molecule: messenger RNA, 2724 nt
Organism: Chaetomium globosum CBS 148.51
Lineage: Eukaryota; Fungi; Ascomycota; Sordariomycetes; Sordariales; Chaetomiaceae
Exons: 6
Coding region: 1-2724 (907 amino acids)
Molecular function (GO): protein binding
Source: RefSeq, a predicted model, not a curated record
AUGGAUCCGCUAUCCAUCGCGGCCAGCGCUGCAGGGCUUGCGACUGGAUGCACCAGGAUUGUUGCCACUCUUUACACGUGGAUCGACGACACCAUCUCGGUCGAUGAGAAUGUUGCUGGUCUAUCCGAUGAGAUCAAGGCUCUCGGAAGAGUCCUGAACUCUAUCAGCAGUGCCUCCGCGUUGGCCCCGCGUCCCGUCCUGGCCGAGAUUGACCCUGAUGGAAACCUGUGGGCAGUGGUUACGGCCACAUUGGGCGACAUCAGCAACACGCUCGGAAAGCUGAGCCAGCUCCUGGGCGAGGUCGAGAAGAGCAGCCGUGUUUUCAGCCGAGGUUUUCUCAGAAAGCCAACAAAGCAGAUCAGGUUUGGUCUUCGGUCCAAGGAAUUUGUCACAUGCAAGGACAGGGUUCAAUCAUACAAUACCGCCAUGACCAGUGCUUUGCAGAUGAUCAACGUGUGUCUCAUGAUCCACAACAACUCUUCUCAGGAUGCCGUUUUCAGUAUGCUCUACGGACUGAGAUCCCAGAUUGGACGCGUCGAAGUUGCUUUGCAUCAGGGGGCGGAACCACAAUCCGGGCCGGCCGGGUCCAGCCAGGACGACGACGGCAAGCAAAUCACCACAAAUCUUCGACAGUUUGUGCGUGUCGCUGAGACAUUUCACUCCAAUGCAAGCGCCAUUACGAGAGAAGGCCCAAGAUCAACAGUUUGGGGAGGCAGCGUGCUAGGCGAACCCUUGACGAGGGAGCAACUCUUCAAAAUUGAAAGCUGGAUCCCCCAACCGAGUAUCACUCAACCUCAACAAGGCGGAGCCCCAUCACAAACCACUAUUGUUAACCCGUCCUACCAUUCGGACUCGGACGACGAUAUCGACGAGGCUCUGAUUAAACGACUCCGAGAGCUCGCUGUCGACAGCCGGCAAAAAGGGGACCACCUCAAAGCCGAGAACUUUUACCGGAAGGUGAUCAACCGCUCUGAGGCUAGCGAAUCAAACUAUGAUCCUCAGGAUCUAGUUGAUGAUAGAAUUAAUCUAGCCUAUGCAUGCUUGCAUCAGAGGAAAUGGACUGACGCAGAGACCAUCAUUCUCCCCAUCGCUAUGGAACGGAAGUUGGGCGAUAUUACAAUCUAUAUCGGUCUCCACGCCUUGGCCCUCGCGCACAUGGAUAGCUCCAACUUUGCAAUGGCUGACAAGUGCUGCAAACGGGCGCUCUGGGGCAAGCGCAAGAUUCUUGGAAAGGAAAAUCCUUCAUGCUGGGAAACGUUGGCUUUGCUCUCCCGCCUUUGCGAAGCACGGGGUGAUCCGGAGGAAGCUGAAGCCCACCAGACAUUCAUCCCCGCGUCAUACCAACCAGUACUACACCUUGACCCGCUAGUUUAUCUUAAUGGGUAUAAUAAAAAGCCACCACCACCUCCGACAAUUCCUCCGACACGUUCUCCCUCAACCACUAAGGCCUCGCAAACUCGAAACCUGGUAGUCGGCGUACACUUUGGGACAGUACAGACCGCUGUGUCUUUUGCGUUAGCUACCAAUCCCAUUGUGGAAGAGGGGAUCAUUGACAAGUGGCCAACUCGGAGUGGGACCAAGACCGACUCUACGGUUCCAAGUGUUGUCUACUACGGCCCUGAGCCUACUCGGACAGUAGUCGGUUGGGGGUAUGACAUAGAGGAUGCCCUCAAGCCUUCCGGCUAUCCAAAGCCCGGCAUAGAAAAGUCGGAGUGGUUCAUACUGGGCUUGAUGAACCCUGACCGGACGUAUGUCGACGCCACGCAGAUCCCAAGUCCUCCAACCGGAAAGUCCAACAUCGAUGUGGUCGCCGACUACCUGUCCGAACUCCACGAUGCUAUUUGGUCCGCCCUUUGCAGUUCAUUCGACAUGGAAGAGAUGCAAAUCCGGUGGUGGUUUGCGAUCCCGCCCGUCUGGGACGGUCUCGGAGGAGCCCCUCUCCGUGCUUCAGCCCUCCGAGCCGGCUUCAUCCGCGAUGAAAAUGAUGACAAGAUCUUCUUCGUUACUGAGCCGGUGGCAGACCUGUUGUACUGUUGCAAAACCCUGCUCGGCCCCCAGCCGUCAGACACCUUCCUGGUUGUGGUUGCCAGCGCGGGAGCAGUAGAUGUAGCCACUUACGAAGUUAUUAAAGGGAAUCCUCUUGACCUGAAGCAACUGACCACCCCAACGGGGGACUUUUGUGGAUCAACGGCCGUGGUACGAAAUUUCAGCAACCUGUUGCAGGACAGGGUGAAGAAGUUGAAGCUUCCAGAAGGCUCCGUGAUUGCUGCGCGUACCUAUGCGAAAGGCAUAAUCGACUUUAGCAAUCGAAUCAAGCACAGCUUUAGCGACGAUGGCAGCACAUGGGCCGUCAAAGUCGGCCUCUCCGUCGACUACCCGGAUGCUGGCAUCGAUAGAGAGUCCGGUUGCAUGGCCGUAACGAACAAGCUUAUGCGUGCCUGCUUUGACCCGCCCGUGAAUCGGGUGAUUGAGUUGAUCACGGACCAGUUGGCGAGUGUCGGGAAGCAACAUCCAGAGACAAGUGUGAAGGCUAUUCUCCUCACCGGCGAAUUCUCCCCGUCGGUGUAUCUUGUGAACCAAAUCAAGCGGCAUGUCGGAGACCUGUUCGGCAUAACUGUGGUAGGGCCCUCGGAUGCCUUGACAGAUGUCGCCAGAGGAGCGGUGACGGCGGGGGUCCUUCAAGACCAUGGCCUCUUGUCUGCGGAAUAUCGUACCCACGAUUAG